Molecule: messenger RNA, 747 nt
Organism: Vanrija pseudolonga
Lineage: Eukaryota; Fungi; Basidiomycota; Tremellomycetes; Trichosporonales; Trichosporonaceae
Exons: 4
Coding region: 1-513 (170 amino acids)
Source: RefSeq, a predicted model, not a curated record
AUGAGAACAAGCAUACUUGCGCUCGCCCUGCUGGCAGCCACGACGGCACGAGCAGCGCCAGCGCCAGCCGCCGCAGACACGACGCAGACCCUCGAGAAGCGGCUCACGACACUGUCGGGCCGCCUGCCCAUCGAGUCGGGUGGCGUGAGCAUCCUCCUCACUGCGCCAUCACCAGACAGCACAAACGACGGCCUGUCCCUCCCGCACCUCAUCACGUCAGCGCCAGAGGCCACCUCGUCGCCGCCAAAGCCACCGCCCACGCCGCCAUCGACGGUGCGCAACGACGCCUCGGCAAGCCUCAUCCUCGCGCCUAGUGGCUCGGCUGGCGGUGCGGCAGGCGGCGCAUCCAGCGCCCCGAGCGUCCUCAUCCCCGGCUCGCAGACCGUCACGUCCAACAGCGCGACCGCCAGCGCUGCCGCGGCUGGAAAGGCGUCGUCCGGCCGCCGCGCCGCUGUUGUUGGCAUUGUGCUCCCCGCCGCCAUUGUGGCCACAACACUCGCCUUUGUCCUCUGAGACCCACACCCAGACAUAUCCACCACACACCCGUCUGUGACAUUAUCCAAUACGUUGUAUGUGCACCAGAUUUACAGCCUUAUAUAACUAACUCCCUGCGAGUGACUCUCCGUGACUCCCGUGGCUAGAGCAUCAUCCAACGGCAGCGAGCGGCGCGACAAGCAACGUCGCCCCACACGCCAUCAUCGCCGCCAUCUGUAGAUUGACUUCAUUUGAUGGAUCAUAAAAUCGUGC